AUGGCUGGUCUGGUGAAAGGGAAGGACUACGACUGGAAGGACUCCAACCUGGCUCUCUUCGGCUCUGACGAGGAAAAGAGUGUCAAGAGUAAGUACUGUAUAGUUUACGGGGGCCUUUCACACUUGCUCCGUGUCAGCUGCUUGUCGACUUUGCUUAUUGUCUUUUUCCUCCUCUACACUUGUACUUUUAGCUGGUGCCGUGUAGUGAAGGUCUCAGGUUAUUAGUGUCCCCGAGACGUAAUUGGGACUCGGUGUCCUAAAAACGGGGGGGGGGGAUUCCUGUGUCUAGACCAUAGUCUAUAGCUUCCAAUGAACCACCGUGCAUUGCUUCACCAAAAAGAAGCCUGGCCAAGGAGACCGUUAGGAUAGAUGAGGGAUUCAAGCUCAACUCCCCACCUCAGUAUUGAUUUUCAGAGUCGUAGAUCUAGAUAAUGCAGCUUCUGAGAAAGCGGGUAGGUACGUGGCAUUGUUUACGGUGUCGAAGAUUUGCACCGGAAGGUGCUUUAAUGUUAGGAUUCAUUUUUGGCGAUAAGGUCUUUGCACAGACAACCGGUCACUCCUUUUCGCCUGUAUCCGUGGCCGAAAACAGGGGGUUUUUUGUGUGCGCCCUUGGCCGGAACCUCCAGACCCAGAAAAGACGCACCGACGCCUCGGCAGGCAUCAGCACAAGAAUGACCCGUAAAUUGCGGGGUUCUGGUCUCCACAUAAAGCUCUUCGUUGUAUUCUCUACGGCCGCAGGCUCUCGGCUGCAUUACAAAUUUCCCUUGUUUUCCUUUAGAGGAGUCUGCAGUUAAAGAAAAGGCCUGGGACCGCGUUGGAAAGGCCAAGGAACCUUUUCUCUUCGUAUGGCGUGUCAAGGUAUGACUGCUUGUUCUCUUUGCCUCCAAGUGAUUUGUGACGUAUCGGUUUUUAUGCGCACACAUUUUCGCCUUCAAAGUAACGCUUUACACACGAUGUGUAUUGGGCUUUGACAAUUAGAUGUGCACCUGGCUCUAGCAUAGGGCGACGUAGGCAGUCAGGCGCAGUAUUUGGAAUGUUGGUCUUUCAGGAGCUGGCCAUGCAAACUACUAACCUUUUAUUUCACUGAUUCUAAAAAAUAAUGGGAAAAUGUAUACUUCUUUCACAGCAAUUUCAACUCGAAGAGGUGAAAGAUGAGGACGUCGGAACUUUCUACAAUGGUGACUCAUAUGUCGUCUGCAAGGGGAGCAAGUUGCCCGACCAGGAGAAGCUGCUCUACGACAUCCACUUCUGGAUCGGAAAGCACAGUACGCAGGUAAGGUCUCCGAGGUCCGGCUUAGCACCGUCACUUCGACAUUACUGAUACCAGCCCACGCACUAUUAUUACUACUUUUUUUAGGAUGAGUACGGCACUGCAGCCUACAAGACCGUGGAACUGGACACCUAUCUCGACGACGCUGGUAUCCAACAUCGUGAAGUCGAGGGCUAUGAGUCUGACCGGUUCAAGAGCUACUUCCAAAAAUUGGUGUAAGAUUUGCUUUUGCUCCCACCGUAAAACCUGGGAUCGACUCCUUUUUAAACUCCCUCCCCCUCGUGAACAUGGAAUCUCUCCAGGCCCCUCGGCGGGAACUCACAGACGCGCCCAAUAUUUUAGCUAGCGUGACCCUAAGUCUCCUCCUCCUCCUCCUCCUCCUCCUCCUCCUCCUCCUCCACCCGCCUCCAAGAUAUCUCUAAUGGUAGUCAGUCCGCGCCGUUUUGACGUACGUCCUUGUAGACGCACCUCAUGCCAUCACUCUGCUUCUCCACUGCCUUCUCCCCUUUGGACGCUAAGCUAGGACCGAGAAACGACGUUUGUGCCCAUGACACUUGCACACAUCACCCAUAGGACAGGACCACGCCUCUUCCGUCCCGAAAAAACCAUUAUACAGCUAGAAAAGUUUACAUAAGGAUAAUCUGACACUUAUUGUAUGUAGGAUUUCUCUGUUGCUGCAUAUUACUAUAUGUGGUCUUUUAACUCUCUCCGCCUCGGUGUCUCAUAAUCAUAGUCGUAUUGACGAUAUGACCAAAACGGAUUAUGUUUCAGCCCGUAAUAAUUGCUUCCUAUAGGCCUUAGGGAUCACGUAAGUUAUCUACUUCCUUCGUUUUACGAUCAUUGUAAUCCGGGUGCUUUCGGUUAGGUUAAGGCCUGACGAAUAAGCCGACCGUUGGAGAGGACUUAUAUUAUGCAUAACCUUGGAACGAUCCACCGAGAACUGACGAAGAGAUCCUGCAUUAUCGUCCUGUUAGUGCCAAUGGCACACAACAAGCGAUUUUAGAAACAGAUGUGGUUCUAGAAUGUUACAAUAUUCUCCACCAGUUACGUUCCUCUGUAGGAUAAUUAAAGCACUCCUCAAUUAUCCUGAUGGCGUCCCAUACAUGAACGGAGUCAGCCCUACCCUGGACAACGGAAUGGGGAAGUUGGAUCAUGGAUGACUUUCUGUCUAUCCUUCGAACGCCAAGUCCCUCGUCCCGGUGUCGCAUUGUGAACGUUCAUUCGUCAGUUCGUAUAAUUUGAGUCCACACAGGGCCCUGCCACAAGCAUCGUCUCAUGCCUCUCACUCCAUCUCUUUGUCGUAUCCUGGGUUUUUCAGAUGCUGAACAUGAGUAAGGCGUCCUGAUUGCGUGAUAUGUUUAUUCCAACGACGUUACCGUGGGCGCAACGAUGUUGGAAAACUAUGCGGUUUCUGCGGUUUAGGUCCUGAGGCAGACAAAUUUUCCCUCACAGUCCCGAUGACCGAGCUGUCUUCUGUAGAUUUUUUUGUGUUCCCACAUCCCGAAGCCUGCGUAUAAUCCCCGGUUUCCUCCUAUCGCUUUAUCCACAUUCGAGCAGUCUCUUUGUCCACCGACAUCUCUUUUCUAGUUCAACGACUACAUUUCAGCGCAGCACACACCCCUGACCUGACAGAACUGUCUCUUCUUGGUUCUGUCCGACAACGUUCUAACUGAGCUACUGAAGGCAACUCACAUGUUGUGGGAAUGAUACUGCUAUCAAGCCAGUUGUCCCACGCACGACUAAUAUGGCUGCCUCACAGACAUAUUUGAUCGGCCGGCGGACGUGGUGAGCUUGCCGUGUAAAUCCGCUUGCUCAGUGGUCUUUCGGCUAGGCUUGUCUUUUUUCGACCCUCCGCAGUGUGGGUUGUGUGUAUGCAGGGGAUGUUCUGCCAAUAGAAGCGAAGAGACGAGUCCCAGGAAAUAGUCUUGAAGAAGGAGACGCGAUCACCGGGACACGCUGGCUCGUGUCUCCUGCUUCAAGACUACUUCAUGGGACUACUAUAAGACCACUUCCUUCUCUUCGCUUCUAUUGGCAAUGUAUUUGGGCGCGAUGCGCUCCGAUCGGCGCGGCGAUAGGGAACCUUCGCCGUUCAGAAGGCCUCCACGUAUUCGCAGACUCAGUUUCUGCACAGGUGUCUCGACAAUAAUGUGUUACCGAAAGGUGUUUCAUGCAUGCCCCCGGUCAACACGGAUUUGGCGAAACGGGGAGUAUUUCAACACGGCAGAAGGAUGAUCCGAGUGCUCCUCCAAGAUUGCCACGCGAGACUUCGCAAGUACCGUCAAAGGAUUGACCAAGAAAAGACCAGAUGCUGUGAGUUAAUGGGCGAGAUCGGUACAAACCUGGUCCUGCAGAGGGUGACUGAACAAGCCCGCGAACAGAGAGUGAUACGUGAUGCAGCACUAGAGAACAGAUUCCGAAAGCUGCCCAAUCCAACGUCGCCCAGAAACGACAAACUUGUGCACAACCUGUCGUCAAAGGAGCUGACGAACGAUCAGAUGCAGUUUUUACGGCAUGAUUGUCCCAACGAUCGUGUCUUCUUCUUCAGGGGGAAUGUUCUUUUGGCUCUAAGUCUACUUCCGUCAAGCUUGCUACUUUUUUCCUUGCUCAAGCCUCUCCACUUUAUCCCCUUCCCCUCUGUCCUCUCGUCAGGAUCCUCAAGGGUGGCUAUCAAUCCGGCUUCCGUCACGUGAAACCUGAGGAGUACCGCCCGCGUCUGCUGCGUUUCUGCAAGGAGGGCAAGGUCACCUACAUGCGACAGGUGGAGUUCACCAAGAGCGCCGUUGAUUCUGGCGACGUCUUCAUCCUUGAUCUGGGCGCAAAGGCCUACCAGUUCAAUGGCUCUAAGUGCAGCGCCUUCGAGAAGAAUUCUGUGAGUGUGCAAUAGGUCAAGACCAUAACUCAUUGUAUCGCAGGGCGCUUUCAUUGUCGUAUUAAAGAAAUCGCUCCAGAACCACAAUCGUAACCGUGACCCCGUUUCUAGCCAUAAGCAUGCGUAUACAUCUGUUGGCUGAAUAAUCUUGCUGCCCAAGAACUUCUCCCUGUUACAGUUGGCUACUCUGAGGCAGUGAUCUCAACUUGUUUGUCUUUGGACCUUUAUUUAUGAAUAAAAAUUUGCUCGCGCUAUGAGCGAGAAAUAGAAGUGAGGAAUCAAUUCGUAUCAGUGCUGUAUUUGUAACAGAAAAACUGCCUUUUCUAUAUGUUCAUGAGACAUGCUGAAAUUAUCAACAAACUGCAAUACAAUACUUUGCUGAAAAUGUAUAAUUAAAGCACUUUCUUAUCUUUUAAUGUAAUCGCUGCAAGAAGAGUCAUGUACUUCUUGUGUUGUCUUAUACAUAUCGCGCAGUAGAUUAAAAUAAUGCAAUGACCCUCACAGGUAAUUUUGACGUAUGGCAGUCUCUCUAGACCAUUGGUUGUCUUGGAAUCUUCAUAUCACCAUUUUCGAACCAUUUCUCUAGGGUAUUUAUUACCGGAGUAACUACAUACUUGUGGGUCACUUACUCAAAAAUACCUAUGAUUUGUUUGACCGCCACUGGGUGUCCGAUGUGUCAUUGACCGUCGCGGCAAUUCAAAUCUUCCUCGAGUGAAGAAAUCCUAGUAACUUCACAUCAACACGAACCCACGCAUGAAUGAAAGGUCAUAUAGCGUGUCCGUAGAUACAUAUCUUAGCUACAGUCUUUUCAGCACGAUAUUUUCCAGGGUUAGAAAUUCUGUUCGGGAACAGGUAUGUAUACGCACCUCCUUCCCCUGAACUGUGACGCAAGGUCGUUUGCAUUAUGGGACGGGUCUUCAAUGCCAAUGGCUACCAGCGCAACUUCGUCAACCGGUGCAUAUGCAAAAGGCACGAAAGGCCUAACCGCACGGACACCAAAUUUUGGCGAGCGCUUCCAUAUGGUAAGAACGUUUCGGAGGCUGUCGGCCGCCCACUCGCACCACUUGGAGUUGGAGUUGCACACAGACCCGAGGAAACCAUUAGGCGUCAGUUAAUGAAACCGAAAGACCCACUGCCACGACAAGAAACGUCUGGAGUCGUUUAUCGGACCUGGUGCAGUUGCGGACAAAGCAACUACGUCGGAGAAACCGGAAGACAGCUCCGAACGCGAAUGGUCGAACACGCUGCAGCGGUGUCGAGAAAUGACGCUGACUCUCAAGUUGCGGCUCAUGCGACGAGAUUCGGCCACACAUUCAAAUUUCACGAGGCCGAAAUUGUCACAAGAGGUGACAACCUCGUGAGCCGGGAGCUGCUUGAGUCAUGGUUUACUGGCCCCAGUCAAUUAACAAGUGCAAUGAUCUUCCCAUCCCAUACUCGGUGCUGAGACUUCGCCUAGGCGGAGUAAUUAGCCACGCGGGGAGCGCACAGGUGAACACUUCCCAACACCAGGGUCAGCGCGUCAGAUGGUCGAGCAAUCAGCACACCAACAUCCAACGAACGUGAUGAAAUUGCAGCAAUUAACGAUGCGAAUGUCGGCCAUCACACCACGUGCAGCGAUCCCUGAUGAAGGGGGGGAGCCGUGAACACUCAUAGGUAUGCGGUAGCGUGGCGAUUGCAUCCCAUAAAUACUGCAGCCCCUUGUGCAUGAACCACCCGUAUCUGCUUUGUCUCUGAUGAUGAGUCCGAACAGGAAUCCGAAACGUCAGGCUAAUGAAGCUCUUGUCCCAGCGAUCGUGUCUCCUUCUUCAUUAUGGGGUCUGUAAUAAUAAGGGCAAAAAGUGUUUUUAACUACAUAGAAAUGAUAGUCCUAAUUGUGCUGCUUGCUUGUUCUAAUGCACUGAAGAAGGCACUUUGUAGAAAGAUGGUCUCGAAGUACACAAAUCUGAUACCUACCAGGAUUUCACCCAACGACUAGAGCGUUGGCUGUACUCAAACCUCGUCCUCGUCAUCGUGGGUUCGAGGCCAACCGAGGCCGCCAAGUUUUUCACAACUGCAUUAAAUAAAUUGUCCAAACCUGCCAAAAACAGAUAUUCACAUAGUGUGCUUUUGUCGUGCCCACUUGGUUGAUAUUGCAGACAAUUUCGAUGUCUGUGAUAUAAUGACAUUCAGAGAAUCCGUCUGUAACCAAGACAAUUAUUACUUCUUUUUAGGCAGCUGCCUUUUUGCAAGAUCUGGAAUCUAGCCGCAAUGGGCGUUGUGUCACUGAGGUCUUGGAGGAGAAAUCCAUUGACAAGGACGUGAGUCCCCACCCCACCUCUGUCAAGUUUCCCAUAUUACUCCAUAAAACUACCUAUUUAUCCGUUGUAACCGUUCGUCCCCUUCUUCCUCUUCGUUACAGCAUGAGUUCUGGAAAAGCCUCCCCGAUAAACCACUUAAACCUGCAGCCGAGAAGGUCGAUGUAGUUAAGGCACUUUAUAAGUGAGUCCUCUCAACUAUUAUUCCUACUAUCGUUACCAAAUAAGGCUGCCUUUCUUCCUAUUUUCUCAGCAUACUUUUUCCCUUUAAAUGGAAUAUUUCCCCAAGUCAGAGCCUCCCGGUGACGCAAACCCUCGCCUACUCCUUCUUUUCUCUGUCUCUUCCCCCCUGCAGGGUCUCCGAUGCCUCUGGAAAGAUUGAGAUUUCCGUGGUUUGUCAGGGCAGUGCCCCGAAGAGCUCUAUCAAGCCGGAUGAUGUAUACAUGAUUCAGGACAAGAGUGGUCUCUUUGUUUACAUCGGCAAGGACUGUUCCCACGCCGAGAAGAGGAACGCUUUCAGCGUUGCCCACGUAAGUCAUCCAUUUCUGCUACCUUGGCAGUUCGUAGGCGCAGCUGCUCACGUGAUCGCGCAUGAUGACCGACUGCUUUACAGCGGGUCUGGGUUGCGUCCGUCGUCCUUGGUGUCAGUAGCUGGACACAUUUUACGUCCUCAUUGUCUGCUUUGAGGUUAAGCCAUUAUAUUGUCUUUGGAGGGUUCGGAAAACUCUCAAAAAUAUCUGCACCUUAUCCCUAUCAUGCUGGAAAGGGCUGUCUCGAGAUUUGUUCUGCCAGGCCCCCGAUUUUUGGUGUGAACGCCCGACAGUUCAACCGUCGUGCCCGACGAUGUCCACCGCGUGCUUCACGGCAAGGUGGAGCUGACACGGCGACUUGCGCGUGAAUUAGUUUACAUUGAGUGUAGACUUGCGCAGCAUCUACCGCACUCUCUUCUCCUCCCCCACCUGGGCCCGGUGUCGAGACAGAGUCAAGAAGACUGGAGGUGGGGGAGGAGGGAGAGGGUGGAUGGCGCGGCCUAACCCGCACCUUGGCGCUCCACUCCACAAAACUUGACCAGGAUUUUAACCAUCAACGACAGCACCACAACGGGUCAGAAGGACGAGGGAAAUGGCCAACCAUGCUCACGACCUGUAUUCCCAGCGGGAGCACAGGCGCAUCUACUGGCAGGGAACCAGGUGUCAGGGAAAUACCAGCCCAUUCCAGGCUGCGAGGGCCAUGGUUUGCGGAUACUGGCAAAGCACACGCUUUCAGAUCUUUAAGCCCAGAAGGGUGACACGUCGCCCUACAUUUGUCUGGUCCAUCACCCUUCAAAGGCUGGGUAACCAAGCAGUCGUCGAUUGAUAACGUAGUGGAGGAGACGCCCCCACAUUAGCAGGGCACUGGGCUUAUGCCUCUCCUGCACAAACUCCCGCCUCCUCGUAAGGCCCUAUUCGAUCGUCCCUGGGGUUCGAGUUUCCAGACCUGAAGUAGUCCUAUAUAUCCAUUGCUAUUUGAAGGGGUGAACAGGGGAUUUUUCUCUAACCCCGACUUUCACUAAUUGCCUAAGCUGGAUCCCACGAUUUAUACUUACUUCGCCUUUUUACCUUCCACGGACAGAAAUUCCUACAAUCCAGCAAAAAUCCCUUCCUACCAAUCACUGUGGUCACCGAAGAGCAGGCUGCCUCUUUCCUCGCCGGCAUCUGGGACUGA
Spirometra erinaceieuropaei is the source of this 8137-nucleotide messenger RNA. The record is from the annotation of a GenBank genome assembly. NCBI's taxonomy places the organism in Eukaryota, Metazoa, Platyhelminthes, Cestoda, Diphyllobothriidea, Diphyllobothriidae.